AUGCGUUGGUUCACUAUAUCCAGCAUCUACGAAACGGUUCGACCCUUCACGUAUCUGUUGAAAGUUUGUGGUUUAAACUGUGACAACUCCUGGUCGAAGAUACCGGCCAGCCGAAGGAUAUGGAACUCGCUACUAUACAUAGUGCUGUUUAUAGUGUUUUACUCUUACAUUACCUUUGUAACUAUCGUAAUUCUAAGGCUAGACACUUACUACGAGUCGCUUAUUGUAGGCCACACGGAGAAUGUGUUUGCCGUGGUACUGUGCCUGGUCGUUGUUUACUCCGUGGUGUUUGGCUAUGUUUCCCGGAACGAAGUGUCUACCGUUCUGCGGAUGUUGCACGAAGUAGACCGAGAUCUGCUUUGUGUCCAGAUCAGAAUCGAUCAUCAAAGACAGCAUCUUCUUUUGACGGUUCACGGUAUCGUGAGGAGACGCGGCGUGGUGCGUUUUCUGUAC
This is a messenger RNA of Topomyia yanbarensis, 453 nucleotides long. RefSeq lists its product as uncharacterized. The transcript has 2 exons. The record is from RefSeq and is a predicted model, not a curated record. NCBI's taxonomy places the organism in Eukaryota, Metazoa, Arthropoda, Insecta, Diptera, Culicidae. The annotation marks the transcript as partial.